UUUGUGUGAAUUCAGCUCAGAGACAUGAUGCUCAUGUGUGUUGUGAUUUGUCCUUAAACCAUAACGAGUAGUGUGCAGUUCUCCUUGGUCUGACUGUGGAGUGUUGUGAUGUUAAGUUUCCCGCUACAGUAAAAACCGUAUCGAGGAUGCUUCUCUUUGUGUGAAACAGGCUUCAUCCUCUUUGUUUGACAGGAUUUUUUGUGUACUGUGGAUUUCUUCAUAAUCUCUGCUGCAGAUCACAAUCACUUCUGAUGCAUGAAUAAAAAUAAAAUCAUGACACAAUGCGAGAUAGCAGUUUGAUUCUGGCUAUUCUCAUUCAAAAUCGCAACCAAGACAUCACAUGUCAUUCUAUGCUGUGUUUCCUUUACAAGGAGUUUUAGUGAUAUUUUCUAGUGUGGCAUUUGAGAAUGGUCCAAAACAGAGGACACCUUUGUGCAUGCAUCGGGUGGAAGCCUUUUGAUCUGCAUGCAUGUAAUGGUAUGAUGUUGACAAAUACAAUAUUGCAUUAAGUGCCUCUGCAUUAUAGAGAUUAAUGUGCUGCAUUAACCAGGGUUUUAAUGAAUCUGACAUUUCCCUCCAUCAUCACUAUCCUCCUCCUGGACAGUUUGACUCGUAUUGUGUCUACAAAUACACAAUAUGCUUAUGUUUUUAACAGCAUCAAUUGGUAGCUCAUUAUUCUACUUUUUUUUUUUUGAACACAUUGGAGUGGUUUCACUAUUACAACUACAGUUUAAAAUGAUUAAGUGUCAGGAAGAGUUAGUCAUGACAACCCUUCCAUGGAAUAGAUACAAAAACUCCCUAUAACUGUGGAAUUUUCAUGUUUCACUUUCAAUUGAAAACCAACAACCCUGGAAACAUGUCUCUACAGGAAGGAUCACUGUACAUUCAUUUUUGAGGCAAAAGCAGGCGACCAUGAUGAUCAAGAUCAGCUCUUGAGUAAUCCUUACAGUCCCUGUACGUUUCCAAGAAGGCAUCUGAUCCUGAGUUACCAAACAAGAUGUUUCAGUAGAUAAACUAGAUAGGGGUGAAAUAACCCUUUCUCCUUAUUGUUAGCCCCAAAAAGUCCUGCAUCUACUGGAUCUUGCUACUUUGUUUGGAGAGUGUGUUUUUGUUGGACACCCUCUCCCUGUGCUGUAGUGCAUCUGAGGCUGUAUGGAGAUGUGUAACGCCCCGCUCUCUCCCCUUGGGGUGGUGUAGUGUGUAUGGAGCAGUGUGAGAGCGCAGCGGCUCUGCUGGAGUCGGUCAGGGAGCAGGAGGUGCAGUUUGAACAGCUGACUCGGGCGCUGGAGGAGGAGAGGAGGAGGGUGGGCCUCCCCGCCACCAGCCCCUCGACCCUGGGUCGCCCCCUCCCUCACACACAGAACGGGCGUUUGGGGGAUGCAGACAUAGAACGACUGAAACUAACUGACGCAUACAUAAACGGCACACAGUACAGGAUGGUGGAUCCAGCACACGGCGCUCUAGAUGAGAGCUACACACCGGAGGACGACUCUCAGGAAGUACACUCUGUCUUUUCUGAAGAGGGAACCACACGGCGAACAGACAAUGGGAUGAAGAAACCAAUUUCACGUACAGUCCUGCCUUCUGACGCAAUGUCCAUUGACGGGGGCUUGACGGUGCCCGGUAUGGGCGUUUACAGCGCCACACUGGACCGUCCUUACAGGCAGGCCGGUGGAGUAGACUACCCCACCGCCACAGUACCCAGAAACUACCACUACGGCCCUGUAGGAGGUUAUGAUGACUACCGGGGAGGUCCGCCAUCAGAGGCGUACACUAGUCUGACCAGGGGCUCACACAUGGAUGAUCGCUACAGGCCGGUUGAUGGCUACAGAACCCUGGACUCUGGUUAUCGGGCCCCGAGCCGACAGCAGCUUGACCCUUAUGCAGCACAGCCCCAGGUGGGCCGAGGAAUGAGGGCCAUGGGCUCAGCAAUGGAGAUGCGGUAUGGCCACGGCCACUAUGGCAUAGAGGACGAUCAGCGCAGUGUGGGAUACGAUGACUAUGGCAUGGGGCCUCCACCCAUUCACCCCGGAGGCUAUGGCACCAUGCCACGCCUGGGGCCGGGCCCCGGGGGCAUGGACAGACGGAGACUCAGGAGCUGUGAGGAUACUCUGGAUGGCGACAUGGGAGGAGUUGACCCUUACGCUUGGGGCGUUCCCAUGACGAUGGAGAGGGGGAGCAUGGCUUCAUUGGACAGCACGUUGAGAAAGGCUCCUCCCGCUUCAUGGCGACAACCUGAGCUACCGGAGGUGAUCGCCAUGUUGAACUAUCGUCUGGACCCUGUCAAGACCAACGCUGCUGCCUUCCUCCAGCAUCUCACGUUCAAAAAUGACAAGGUUAAAUCAGAGGUGCGGCGCCUGAAGGGCAUCCCAGCCUUGGUGUCACUGCUGGACCACCCGAGCAAGGACGUGCAUCACUCGGCCUGCGGUGCUUUAAAGAACAUUUCAUAUGGACGAGACCAAGACAACAAGAUCGCCAUCAAGAACUGCGACGGAGUACCUGCCCUGGUCAGGUUACUGAGGAAAACCCGCGACCAGGACCUCACUGAUACUAUCACAGGCACCUUGUGGAACCUCUCAUCCCACGAUUCAGUAAAGAUGGAGAUUGUGGACCACGCCCUGCACGCUCUAGCUGACGAAGUGGUCGUUCCACAUUCAGGCUGGGAGCGAGGGAGCAACGGAGGAGAGGAAAGCUGCAAACCACGCCAUCUGGAGUGGGAGACCGCCUUGACCAACACUGCUGGCUGCCUUAGGAAUGUGAGUUCGGAACGCAGCGAGGCCAGGCGAAAGCUGAGGGAAUGUACAGGACUGGUGGAUUCGCUAAUGUACAUUGUCCAGUCACAGAUCAACCGCAAAGAUGUGGAUAAUAAGUUGGUGGAGAACUGUGUCUGCCUCCUGAGGAAUCUGUCCUAUCAGGUUCAUCGUGAAGUCCCAGGCGCAGAACGCUACGCAGAGACCAUACCCGUCAACCAGGGCCCGGCUCCAGCUAACAAAGGUGGCUGCUUUGGCUCUCGAAAGGGCAAAGAUGAGUGGUUUUCCAAAGGAAAGAAGGAUGGUGAUGAUGGAAGUGGAGAUGUCGUUGAUAUUCCAAAGAGGACAAUACCUGCCAAAGGCUAUGAGCUGUUGUUCCAGCCAGAGGUGGUUCGUGUUUACACGUCACUGCUCAGAGAGAGCAAGAACCCCUCGGUCCUUGAGGCGGCUGCCGGUGCCAUCCAGAACCUGUGUGCAGGCAGAUGGACUUAUGGUCGGUAUAUCAGAGCCACUAUGCGUCUGGAGAAGGGUCUCCCCAUGUUGACAGAACUGCUGGCUCAUAGCAAUGACCGCGUGGUUCGGGCAAUGUCUGGAGCCUUGAGGAACCUCGCUAUCGACAACCGCAACUGUGAACUGCUUGGUUUGCAUGCAGUGCCUCACCUUGUGGCCAACCUGCCUGGAGGCCAGAGUCAGUCUGGUCGCACUCUAUCAGAGGAGACGGUGGUGUCCGUACUGAGCACACUUGCUGAGGUGCUCAGCAACAGUCUGGAGGCAGCAAAGUCCCUCCGAGCCUCACAAGGCAUCGAGAGGCUGGUGCUCAUCAACAAGGACGGCAAGCGCUCUGAUCGUGAGGUGCGGGGAGCAGGCCAGGUGCUGCAGCUCGUCUGGGCUCACAAGGAGCUGCGUCGGCCUCUCGAGAAAGACGGCUGGAAGAAGACGGACUUCAUGGUCAACCUGAACCCAAGCACCACUAACGGCCCAAGCACCCGAGCUAAUGGCACCUACGAGGACAGCACCACGCCGCUUCUGGACAGAGGGGAGAAGAGAGACAUGAUUCCACUGAAUGACCUUGGCCCUGAAGCCUACUCUACACUGGACCAGAGGGAGAGGAGACACACUCUGGAUGAGACCACAGACACUUUACCGCGAGGGGUGUAUGGGGGCAGAAAGGGCUCCCUGCCUCUGUUGGACUCCUACGAUGGUUAGCCCUACCCCCUCCCCUCUACCCCCUCUGCAUGUAAGAGCAUGAAAAACUGAUAGUGUGCAUCACCCAGACUGGGCCGUCCCUGCCCUACCACUGCUACUGAGGGGAGAUGUUCCAGAUCCACAGACUCUCUCCCCCCUUCUCUCUCUCUCUCUCUCCCCUCCUCCUCUCCUUCUCUCUCUCUCUCUCUCUCUCUCUCUCUAUCACCACACAGAUGGGAUCAAAAGAUGAGGGUCGGCAUCCAAAGAAAAAGUGGUCGUGUUGCAGACAUGCAACACACACAUACAGACACACACCUACUUUUUACGAAUUCAUUCAACUGUAGCAACAGAAAAAUAUAUUCCGUUUAUAAAUUAUAAUUCUUCUGUAAAGGCAAUCACCUUUGUUGACAAUCAUUUGAUUCUGGUGUUACUCUUUUUUUUUAUUUUUAUUUUAUUUUUCUUGCUGUUGUCAACAUUUUAGGUCAAUUUUUUGUCAUGGUCCACAUGUUGCUGCCAACACCCGCAUCCUGAUGAUGAAUUUGUAUUUAGACUUCUAUGUAGGGUAUAUACUGUAUAUAUAAAGAAAAUGGGAUGACUGCAGUAGUUUUGGCUCAUUAAUUUAAAAUUGUCCCUUUUACUGGGAUUGUUGGGAGGUUGAGACACACCGACAAAGCGCCCUGUAGAUUUGAGAAUGUUGUUUAUAUAGGAGUUAUUUUCCUGUCUAGAGUUAUUUUCUCUCAGUUGGGAUGAGCACAGGUGUAGACAAGAAAGGGCAGGUGUGUGUAUAUUUGUCAUACAGUAAACCUGUGGCCGUGUGUGUGUGAGCGUGUGCGUGUGGAAAAUGAUUAUGGACCUUUUUUGAGCGACUGUUGUUUUUGUGUGUGCACGGACCCAUAAGACGCCACAUGUUCAUUAUUCCAUCAGUCAUGCUGUCUGUUUUUAUUGUGUGCCCCUCUCCCUGUGACUUUUUAUUUUAUUAGUUUGUAAUGUACUGACUGCCUCUUUUUGUGUUUGAUACUUUAAUUUCAGAUUUGUUUUUUUUUGUUUGUUUGUUUGUUUUUUAACUCCCCAAACUGGAAGAAAUGACAGCUGCUUAGUUCUGACAUUUCUGUUUGGAUUUAGUCCGCCAGACCAGUGCAACACACCAACCCUGGUACUGAGAUGUGAAGCUGUGGACAAACACUACUAAACCACUAAGAUAUGUUGACAUACGGCUUCAGAAACUGACUAUGAACACUAUAGACACAACCUAAUCAACAUUUUAUUUUUUACAUGAACAGGAGGGACUCUCUGGAAUAAUUAUCUGCACUCUAAGUCUGAAUUCUCUCUAAAAAAAAAUUGUUACGCAGCAAUUCAUACAUGCACAUCUGCAUUCAUUUUGCGCCGCUGUACACAAGAGCCCAUAAAUUUGGGAGACUUCUUCACUCAGAGGAGACUCGAGUUUUAACGAGACAGACUGGGGGAGAGACACUGACGUUUAAUUUAACUUGGGAGGUGGACAAAAAGCACAUUUUGGUCCAUUUGUUUUUACCUUUUUUUUUUUUUCGUCGUCGUAUUUUCUUCCUUCUGUGUCUGGUUUGUUUGUAUUUUAUUUCGGGGUUUGUAUGUGAGGGAGUGGCGGGUGAGAGCAUUAUGCAAUUUGUUCUACUUUUUAAUCCCACUUUUACAGUUGACUUGUUUUAAUGGCAAAAGAGACCAAUCAUCUUUGUUUUGUUUUUUUUUUUACUCUUCACACACAUAGUAUAUUUGUACUGUUGCCUAUCCAUGUAAAUUUAUGAUGUACCAUUCAUACCUGCCUUGGCUCUGAGAAGUUGCUUUUUUCAGUGAAGUAUGUAACUGGUAAUACUGUUGUUUGUUUUUUUUUAUAAAUAAAGAUCUUUUCUUAGACAAGA
Stegastes partitus (bicolor damselfish) is the source of this 5827-nucleotide messenger RNA. RefSeq names its product catenin delta-1-like. Gene Ontology annotation, molecular function: protein binding. The coding region runs from base 1203 to 3956 and encodes 917 amino acids. Gene Ontology annotation, biological process: cell-cell adhesion. Lineage: Eukaryota; Metazoa; Chordata; Actinopteri; Pomacentridae. The record is from RefSeq and is a predicted model, not a curated record. Gene Ontology annotation, cellular component: plasma membrane; adherens junction; nucleus. The transcript has 20 exons.